AUGCUUCUGGAUCACUUCCCAGAAAAAUAUGUGCCUCCACAUCACAGACCAACAGCCUUGAUAAAAUAUUACAGGGACUGUCAGCAGGCAGAGACAAAAUAUUUAUCUAGAUGGAAACGGUGGAAAAGAGCUAGCAGUAAAUCAUUGAGAAGAGUCUUCAGUGAAAUCAAGGAGUUGUCAUCUUACCUGAAGCUUUGGCGACAUGAUAUUCACAGCAUAGAGGGGAAAUUUGGUACUGGCAUCCAGUCCUACUUCUUCUUCCUGCGUUUUCUGGUCCUGCUGAAUUUUAUAAUUUUUCUGCUGAUGUUCAGUUUUGUUACCCUUCCCAGCAUCAUUUCUAAAUAUGAAGUAUUCAACAGUAGCAUUGCUAAAAUUCCUCCAAAGAACAUAGAGCCUCACUGUACAGUCUAUGAACCUAGUGGCAAUAAGGGACUUGUUUACUUCUAUACUUACCUCAAAGAUUUGCUCAGUGGCACUGGGUUCCUUGAAGUGACAAGUUUGUUUUAUGGCUAUUACACAAUAGAUGCUGCACAGAUCAGUAUCAUGAGGUACAAUUUGCCACUGGCUUAUCUGCUGGCUACGUUUGCCUACCUUGCAUUAAGUUUUCUCUGGAUAAUAAAAAGGUCUGUGUCAGGGUUUAAGCAGAACUUGGUGCAUGAUGAAGACCAAUUUCAGAGUUACUGUAACAAAGUCUUUGCAGGCUGGGAUUUCUGCAUUACAGAUCCAAAUGCAGCACAGCUGAAACAUCACAGCUUGCAGUAUGAACUCCAAACAGACUUGGAGGAGGAAAGGCUGAAGCGAAAAAUAGCUGAGAGGACAACGAGAGAGAAGCUGCGCAUUUACUCUCUGAGAAUAUUUAUCAAUAUAAUUGUCAUUGCAGUUUUAUCAGGAUGCUCUUACUCUAUUUAUAAAGCAACUGUCUACUCUCAGGAAAACUCCAAUGAUGUCAGCAAUAUGAACUCCCAGACUAAUCUCCUAGUGCAGUAUUUGCCUUCCAUUGUGAUCACAUUGGCCAACUUAAUUGCUCCUCAGAUCUUCUCACUUCUGAUCAGAUUUGAAGAUUAUUCACCAGCCUUUGAAAUCAGGCUGGCACUUAUAAGGUGUGUCUUCUUGCGCUUGGCCAGUGUCGGCGUUCUCUUGUUCUCGCUGUGGAGUCAGAUCUCCUACUGUGACAGUGACAAGUGUAGGGCCUGUGGAUACAAUUACAAACUCUAUCCAUGUUGGGAAUCUGAUGUUGGGCAAGAAAUGUAUAAACUGGUGAUAUUUGAUUUAAUUACAGUUGUUGCUGUGACCCUUUUUGUGGACUUCCCUAGAAAGUUGUUAGUUACUUAUUGUUCUUUCAAGCCAUUUAAGUGGUGUGGAUUGCAGGAAUUUGGAAUUUCUGACAAUGUCCUAGAAAUCAUUAAUGGGCAGACUGUCUGCUGGAUUGGAACCUUCUUUUCACCACUUCUCCCUGCAAUAGCAACUAUAAAGUACUUCAUCAUCUUUUAUGUUAAAAAGAUCAGUUUGAUACACACACGUAAACCUGCAGCUAGGCCUGUCAGAGCAUCAAGUUCCAAUUUUUUCUUCUUGGUAGUGCUGUUGAUUGGGCUCAUCCUGGCUUUUUUUCCUUUGGGAAUCAGUAUAGCACAUAUUCCCUCCUCCAAGGCAUGUGGGCCAUUCAGGAAUUUUAACACUUCAUGGGCAGUGGUACCAGCUACACUACUUGAGUUUCCAACAGGUCUGCAACAGGUCCUUUAUGGCAUAGCUUCAGAAGCCUUUGCAGUGCCUUUUUUUAUGGUAAUUUGCCUCAUUAUGUUCUAUUUUAUUGCCUUGGCUGGAGCACACAAACGAGUAAUUGAGCAGCUGAGGGAACAACUGGUUAUGGAGAGCCGUGACAAGCAGUUCCUCAUCAGGAAGAUCACAGAAGCUCAGAGGCGUCCUUGA
This is a messenger RNA of Chaetura pelagica (chimney swift), 1926 nucleotides long. It is a transcript of the gene TMC7, whose product is annotated as transmembrane channel-like 7. Gene Ontology annotation, molecular function: mechanosensitive monoatomic ion channel activity. The transcript has 15 exons. The record is from RefSeq and is a predicted model, not a curated record. The coding region runs from base 1 to 1926 and encodes 641 amino acids. NCBI's taxonomy places the organism in Eukaryota, Metazoa, Chordata, Aves, Apodiformes, Apodidae. Gene Ontology annotation, cellular component: plasma membrane.